GCCUCGCGGUGACCCGGCCGCCGCGGCCGGUCGGACGCUGCGGCACCCGGGACGGCGCGCGCGCUACGGAGGGCCGGAGGGGCCGAGGCAUGAGCGCGGCGCUGGCGGUUGCCUGGCAACGGCUGGUGGGCGCGGCGCGGGGGGGCUGUAACGCUGCCUUGCGCCAUGGCGUACACACCGGUGCCUGGAGACUGCAGGAGCUUACGGAGAAGGUUGCCGCUAAGGAGCCGGAGAGCCAAAGCUUGACUGACCUUGGCCCUUUAAUCCUGCAAAGGAACUCCAUGAGAUGGGAUGGAAAGACAUACGAAGAGAUCCCAAUAGCUCACAUCAAAGCUACAUACAACAACACCCACAUCCAAGUUGUCAGCUUUGACAAUAGGCCGUUUGCCCGUACAUCCUGUGGCACAGAAGGCUUCCAGAACGCCAAGAAGGGAACUGCCAUCGCAGCACAGACCGCAGGCAUAGCAGCAGCAGUGAAAGCACGUGGGAAAGGUGUAUUGCAUGUACGAGUCAUGGUGAAAGGACUGGGACCAGGACGCAAAGCUGCCAUCAAGGGUUUGACUAUGGGAGGUUUGGAAGUUAUCUCCAUCACGGACAGCACCCCAGUUCCACACAAUGGCUGUCGUCCCCGGAAAGCCAGGCGAAUGUGAAAGAGAAGUGGAAGAGAUGCAGCUGCAUUCACUCUUAGCUGGUGCAACAUGGACUGGGUGACUAGGUUGACGGUUGCUCUUGUGACAGAUCCUGGAAAGCCAUCUUCCAUAGAAGUGUUUGCUGAGAGAAACUUGGAGGAGAGAGACCUCGGCCUGGUGGUAGAAGCACGGAUACGUUUACUUUCUUAAUGGGAACCCUCUUGUGUACAAAACCUGUUGAUUAAAAUGUUGAUCUUUUGACAGCCA
Messenger RNA from Rhea pennata, 896 nucleotides. RefSeq names its product mitochondrial ribosomal protein S11 (gene MRPS11). NCBI's taxonomy places the organism in Eukaryota, Metazoa, Chordata, Aves, Rheiformes, Rheidae. Gene Ontology annotation, biological process: mitochondrial translation. The transcript has 6 exons. Gene Ontology annotation, cellular component: mitochondrial small ribosomal subunit; ribosome. Gene Ontology annotation, molecular function: structural constituent of ribosome. The record is from RefSeq and is a predicted model, not a curated record. The coding region runs from base 90 to 650 and encodes 186 amino acids.